CCAUGGUAACCAUUGUAAAUAACAAUACAAACAUUGCACCAAAAGUGUACAAAUGGAUAAUCUAUCAAAAUUGGGCAUUUACUUUGACGAAAUAGAUAAAGUGAGAAUAUUAGAACCGGAAGUAUCAAACCAAACCAACGAUUUAAAAGAGGAAUGCAAAAUAUACGUUGAAAAAAUCAGUGAAUUUCAAAAGAUAAGUGACGGGUUCUUAUCGAUAACAACAAAUUUGGCCAACGAAGUCGAAAAGCAAAAAAUGAAAGCGAUCGGCGCGCGAAAUUUAUUGCAAAGCAUGACGAAGGAGAAGGAAGCGCAGUGUCAGCAACUUCAAGCUUUAAUAUCGGAAAAAUCGAUGGAGCUGGAAAGGUUAAAGGUUCAACUUACUUCCCUUCAAAAAAUCGAAAUGGAGCAGAACGAGAUUAUUAACAGGCUCACACAUUCUCAAUAGACACUACUUAUGUAAAUAUCUUUAUUGUUACUGUUUGUGUAGGGAUGUAAAUAAUACCAAAGGUUAUUAUAGCCCAAAUGGUGUGGAAUAAAUAUUGUCUCAUCACCUACACCUUCCUAUAUGCCAUUGUAAGGGAGGUGGGUAAAGUUGGUGUGAUAGGAAAUUCUACAGUUUGUUUCACAGGAUCUCAAGCAAUUUUUAAAAUUGAUGUUUUUAUAGAGUUCUAGAACAAUCACGAUCACAGUCCAGUCUGCAUUUCAUCUCACCCAAUCCUACCUCUAAUAUUUAUGUAAUUGUUAGUAAUUAGUUUCUAGCCUUUGGCCAUCAAGUACAUCAAAAGAGUUUGAAUACCAAUACCACUUAGCAGUAAAAUAGAAACUAUUAUUUA
This is a messenger RNA of Photinus pyralis (common eastern firefly), 833 nucleotides long. It is a transcript of the gene IFT20, whose product is annotated as intraflagellar transport protein 20 homolog. Gene Ontology annotation, biological process: protein localization to cilium; centrosome localization; intraciliary transport. Lineage: Eukaryota; Metazoa; Arthropoda; Insecta; Coleoptera; Lampyridae. The record is from RefSeq and is a predicted model, not a curated record. The transcript is spliced from 3 exons. Gene Ontology annotation, cellular component: Golgi apparatus; intraciliary transport particle B; centrosome. The coding region runs from base 53 to 445 and encodes 130 amino acids.